Molecule: messenger RNA, 621 nt
Organism: Salvia splendens (bonfire salvia)
Lineage: Eukaryota; Viridiplantae; Streptophyta; Magnoliopsida; Lamiales; Lamiaceae
Exons: 3
Coding region: 1-621 (206 amino acids)
Source: RefSeq, a predicted model, not a curated record
AUGGAUAAAGUAGAGGUAUGCUUUGAGGAGUAUGGUUACCUUGAAGAUGUAGCCAUGAAUGCAUAUAAAAUGUCAAACUUGGCUUACAAAUGUUUGAUGGAAACAAACAAGUUGACUGGGUCAAAUUUCACGGAUUGGCUCUGUUGUUUGCGCUUGGUGCUAAGGCAUGACAAGUGUGUCAUGUUGUCAUCUAUGAGUUUGGAACUGCAAAGACAACAUGAACACAUGCUUCCAUAUGAAAUGCUUACGCACUUGAAGAGUUUGUAUGCUUCACAAGCUCAAACUAUGGAGUAUGAGAUACUUCGCGAUCUCUUCAAGUGCGAGCUUCAUGAUGGAAGCAAGGUUUCUGAGCAUGUGCUGAACAUGAUUGGUUUGAUUGAGAGGUUAGCAUCGAUUGGAACGGUGAUCCCCACAAAUGUCUCAACAAAUCAAAUUUUGCAGUCUCUUCCUAGUAGUUUUGAGAAUUUCAUUGUGAAUUUCAACAUGAACAACACGAAGGUUGGUCUGCCAGAGCUGCGCAAUAAGCUUAAGACUUAUGAGUCUUCCACUGCUAAGGUAAAAUCUGUGCUCAUGGUGAGCUCUUCUGCGAAGUCUUCGAAAUGGAAGAAUAAGCCGCAAUAG